This is a messenger RNA of Vigna unguiculata (cowpea), 1967 nucleotides long. RefSeq lists its product as uncharacterized. The record is from RefSeq and is a predicted model, not a curated record. NCBI's taxonomy places the organism in Eukaryota, Viridiplantae, Streptophyta, Magnoliopsida, Fabales, Fabaceae.
AAGGUGUGAAAACUCAUGCGGGUUCUCCCAGGUAAGUAGUUCAAGAAAACUGAAGGUUUUCGUCUCCAAAUCAUAUUUACAGCUUUAACCUAGGAAAUCCUUGCAUUGCCGGUUCUAGGUUAUUAUUUUUUUUAUUAGAGCCUAUGGAUAAAAGAAAGAAGAACAAGACACUAGCUUUCGUUUGUAAUCAAGAAUCUCACACAAAUGAUGAAACUCAGACCAAGCAACAGAAUGCACAACCAAAUGUGAAUGUUGUUCCGAAUGCCAAAAUUAGCAGUUCCUCAACUUCACUGGAGAACACACCUAACUCAAAUCAGCAACAACAGGCUUCAAUUGUUCAACAGCCCCACACUCCUCAAAGUGCCACAGAACAGUUCUUUGCAAUGCACUUCGCCACCCAAGCAUCAGCACCUGGUGGUGCCCCAAAUCAAUGGCAGCAGUUUCCACACUUAUUUGCCCAGUCAACGUCACCCUUUUGGCAAUCUCAUCCACCCACCGCCGUGGCUGGCCCAUUACUUGGAGCAAAUGCCCCUACCAUCUAUUACCCAUUCACUGAUCCUGGCAUUCCAGCAGCAUCUUCCUCAACAACACAGACACUACCUCCUAGUAUGUGUUACAAUUACCCAUGUCCUGUCUUUCCAUGUUAUUGGGGUCCAUCUUCUUACAUGACUCAGUUGUACCAAAUGCAGCAUCCUUAUGCUCACAGUUUUCCUGGUGCACUUAACUUUUCUUCAGCAACACCGAAGGUGCCAAGUUGCUCAGCUUCUGGAGAGCAUUCUUCUAAAAUAGGAAAUAUCAAACCGCCUUCAGAAAUUUCUCUGAAGUACCAACAACUUUGGGAAGCUGAGAAAGCGGAGAAUGCCAAGCUGCGGAGAGUGACAGAUAAAUUGCUAGCUGAAGUUUCUGGUUACAAGGAUAAGCUAAAGAAUCUUCAAGAAGAAGUCUCCUCAUUCAAACAGAAAGCAGAACUGACCUUUAAACAAGUUAUGGGAACAGUGUCUGCAGGAGCAACUCAACCUUUGAAGAAGAGAGGGAGACCUCCUAAUCGAUCGUUGGCCUCAGCCGAUGCAUUAAACGAGUCUUACCUCCCUGCUGGUGGUAAAAGGCCUUCAACGUGUAACUCUCUGUCUCAGAAUAAAUCACCCUUUGAAAAAGUUAAACCCAUCUUUGAAAAAGUCAUUCUUAAAAAGGUGGAAAACAAAGAAAUAACUACUCGUUUCACGGCUACAAUGGCACAGCAGGAAAACAAUGUAAACAUCUUAAAUAGUGUAAAAGAUGUGAGCUGCAACACCCAGAUUAAUCAGAUUUACCCAACCAAGUCUACAUGUCAAGGUCAUGUUCAUCAGGAAUCUAAGGGAGUCCAGGCAUGUGGAAUUCGAGUACAUGUUAAAUUUGGAAAGGAUAAAGACUUGAGACCCUCAGAACCAGAUAAAGUGUUGAACCAUGACAAGAGUGUUUCAUCUAAAAAAUCUAUUGGAAAUACAGGAAACGGGAAUAUUGGGUUGAAUUCUGGCAAACAUUUGGUAGACACUACAAUGGAUGUAUUAGAUGGCAUUUUCAUCCAACACGGACGGAACAUAGCUCCUGGAUGGAGUUUGAGUCCUUUGAGAUUUGCAGAGGAGGAGGAUGUUUCAGAAUAUAUUGAAGGAUCAGCUAAAGAUGAAAAUGAGAUCAUGGUGGAUGACGCUAGCUCCUCUGCUGAAGAAAUUGGUGGAACAAAAGACUUAGGUGGUUGGUUGCCCCAUGAGUAAAUGCCUUUGCAACUAGUCCAAAAGCUAUGUUACCUUAACAGAUGGCAAUAGUGUUUUGUGAAGAAAUGUCUUGCUUCUACUUCCUUAACAGUAGAGUUUUUUGAUUAUGCGAUAACUCUGAUCAAUUGGGAUAAUCAUCCAGUUAGGUGAAGAGUCACCAAAUUGCCCAGAUUUUUUGUAUGAAUUACAAAGCAGUAUGUAGAUUUUUUUUGUUAA